Diutina rugosa is the source of this 1248-nucleotide messenger RNA. RefSeq lists its product as uncharacterized. Lineage: Eukaryota; Fungi; Ascomycota; Pichiomycetes; Serinales; Debaryomycetaceae. The transcript has a single exon. The record is from RefSeq and is a predicted model, not a curated record. The coding region runs from base 1 to 1248 and encodes 415 amino acids.
AUGUACGCCGCGGUUCUUGCCUUAGCCGCAGUGGCGUCGGCCCUCCCCGUGCCCGAGGGCGAUGCUGCUGCCGGCUUCUUUGAUUUCUUGUUCCCCACCCUGGCGGCUCCAGCACCCGCUCCAGCGACGACGGCGGCGGCUCAACCUCAAGGUGCCCCCGCUGGCCAACCCCAGAGCGCCCCCCCGGCUGCUGCCGGCGCUCCCCCCGCCGCUGCUACUGUCGUUGAUCAAGUGACCAUCACCACCCAAGUGGCUCAGGCAGCCGCUCCUGCUGCCACCAACAACGGCCAGGGAGCUCCUGCUGCCUCGGCUGCUCCUGCUACUUCUGCUGACUCCACCGCUGGCGCUGGGUUAGCUGAAAUUUUGGAAGGGUUCUUGGACCCCGGUUUUAUCAACGAGUGGCACAACUACUUUGGCGUCGACUCGGGGGCGAGUGCCUCGUCGGCGGCCCCGGCGGCCCCGGCACCCAAGCCCUCGGCGACUGGCUCGUCGGGCGACGCUUCGUUCUGGUCGCAAUUGUUUGAUUUCGGUGGGGUGCAAAAGCAGGGUGCCUCUUCGUCGGCCUCUGCUUCUCCUCAAGCCGCCACUCUGACCCCUUCCACCGCCAACAACAACAACAACCAAGGUAACAACAACAACAACAACAACAACAACAACAACAACAACAACAACAACAACAACAACAACCAAGGAAACAACGGUAACAACGGCAAUAAUGGUAACAACAACGGCAACAACGGCAAUAACGGCAACAACGGCAACCACAACGGCAAUAACGGCAACAGUGGCAGCAACGGCAACUCGUUCGGCCUGGGCAACGACGCCAACUGGAACAAGCAGAUGCUCGACAUCCACAACAAGCUCCGGGCCCAGCACGGGUCGCCGCAGAUGCUGUGGUCCGACGCCGCCUACCAGUACGCCAAGAACAUGGCCGACAACUACGACUGUCUGGGGGUGUUGACCCACUCCCACGGCGAGUACGGUGAGAAUUUGGCUGCCGGCUACGACGGCGUCGACGCCGUGCAAGCGUGGUACGACGAGGGCAAGACCUACGUCUACGGCACCGAAGACCACUACGACCACUUCACCCAGGUGGUGUGGAAGGCGCUGACCCAAUUGGGGUGUGCCCGCAAGGACUGCCGGGCCACCAACUGGGGCCACUACAUUGUGUGUGAGUACAUCGAGGCCGGUAACGUCAUCGGCCAGCUGAAGGCGAACGUGCCUCCUCCCAUCAACGGCAACUCCUGA